CGCUUCCUCUCCAAGAUGGCGGCGCCCAGCGGGAGGAGCUGCCGGUGCGUGUGGGCCACGCUGGUGCCCACGGCCCUGCUGUUCCUGGCGGCCCUGGCGGCCGCGGGACCGGGCACAGCACCGGGCGCGACCCCGAGCACGGCUGAGUUCGACGUGCGGCCCGGCGGGGAGGUUCACUCCUUCUCCCGGAGCCUGGGCGAUUUCAGCUGCUCCUUCACCUACUCGGCCCAGGGCGGCACAAACGAGCAAUGGCAGAUGAACGUCGGAGUGAGCGAGGACAGCGGGCUCUUCUCCUGCUCCAUCUGGAGGCCUCAAGGGAAGUCUUAUCUCUUCUUUACCCAGUUUAAAGCUGAAGUGAAAGGAGCCAAGAUUGAGUAUGCCAUGGCUUAUUCCCAGGCAGCCGCGGGCGCCCUGAGCGACAUCCCCUUGAAGCAGGAAGAAUUUGAGAUCACUGAAACAACAGUGUCUCACAGGGAAGGCAAGUUCCGCUUCGAGCUCUCCAAACUCGUGAUUGCAGCAAAACCCUCCCGGGACGAGCUGUGAGCCCAGGCCAGCGUGGCAGGGAAGGAUUUCCUGGUCACCUGCAGGGCUUUUCUUUUGGUUGGCCGAACCUUUUAUGUUUUCCAUACUGAAAUGUGCUGGGGACCGACGUGAGUGGGGCUGGGAGGUGUGAGCUGGGUUUGUGCUGCCUGGGGUCAGAGGGGCAGGGAGCUGGGGAGCCCCCAGAC
Catharus ustulatus (Swainson's thrush) is the source of this 728-nucleotide messenger RNA. RefSeq names its product myeloid derived growth factor (gene MYDGF). NCBI's taxonomy places the organism in Eukaryota, Metazoa, Chordata, Aves, Passeriformes, Turdidae. Gene Ontology annotation, biological process: positive regulation of endothelial cell proliferation; positive regulation of angiogenesis. The record is from RefSeq and is a predicted model, not a curated record. The transcript has 6 exons. The coding region runs from base 16 to 543 and encodes 175 amino acids.